AUGUUGACCAGGCUGUUCACUGACCCCUCGCUGCUGCCGGACGUGCAGAAGUACACGGGCUGGGCCGAGGACAGUGAAGGAGACGAGGCCAAAAUCAAAGACGAGGACGCAGAAGGCCCGGAUGACCUGGACAGCAGCCGCACGCACUCAGAGCACGCGGGAGAUGACGAUGAAGACGAUGAGGGGGAGGAAGACGAGGACUGUGAAGACACCGAGGGAGACAGGCCCAAGAAACGCGGCCCAAAAAAGCGCAAAAUGACGCAGGCGCGAAUCGAGCGCUCGAGGCUGCGGAGGAUCAAGGCCAACGCCCGGGAGCGCACGCGCAUGCACGACCUGAACUCCGCACUGGACAAUCUGCGCAAAGUGGUGCCAUGUUACUCCAAAACUCAAAAACUGUCUAAGAUCGAGACUCUGCGUUUGGCCAAGAACUACAUCUGGGCUCUGUCCGAGAUUCUGCGCUCGGGGAAGCGGCCGGACCUCGUGUCCUACGUCCAGACUCUGUGCAAAGGCCUGUCCCAGCCCACCACCAACCUCGUGGCCGGGUGUCUGCAGCUCAACUCGCGGAACUUCCUCACGGAGCAGCAGUGUCAGGACGGGGCCCGUUACGCGUCCGGCUCCUUCUCCGUGCACUCGUACCCGUACCAGUGCGCGCGCCUCUCCAGCCCGCACUGUCAACCGGGUUCCAACUCGCACGCGAUGCGGACGCACGGAUACUGCUCCUACGACUCCCUGUACGGCGGCAGCCCGGAGUACAACAGCCCGGAGUACGAGGCGCUGAGCCCGCCGCUGUGCGUGAAGCACGCGGGCUCCACGUCCCCGGAGGAGAAGCCGUAUCAUUACUCUAUGCACUACACGGGCCUGGCCGCGCCCCGGGCCCCGGGCGCGCACAACCUGGUUUUUGGCUCCUCGGGGCCGCGCGGCGGGAUUCACUCUGAAAACGUGCUGCCUUAUCACGACAUGCACUUACAUCACGAGCGCGCGCCCGUCUACGACGAACUCAACGCCUUUUUCCACAAUUAACAUGAA
Molecule: messenger RNA, 1026 nt
Organism: Periophthalmus magnuspinnatus
Lineage: Eukaryota; Metazoa; Chordata; Actinopteri; Gobiiformes; Gobiidae
Product: neurogenic differentiation factor 2-like
Exons: 1
Coding region: 1-1020 (339 amino acids)
Biological process (GO): regulation of DNA-templated transcription; nervous system development
Molecular function (GO): protein dimerization activity
Source: RefSeq, a predicted model, not a curated record